Molecule: messenger RNA, 1691 nt
Organism: Linum tenue
Lineage: Eukaryota; Viridiplantae; Streptophyta; Magnoliopsida; Malpighiales; Linaceae
Source: the annotation of a GenBank genome assembly
CUCCAUCUCCAUGGCUCCCUAAUUUGACAACAAAUUUCAAGGCCCAGCUUGUCAAACCUGCUCCUUCAAUUGUCUCCCGUCGGGCCUACGAUCCAUUGCCUCAAUAGACUGGGCAGUCUUCGGCCCAUAUUCAAAGCCUUCUCCUUAGAAAAAGUUAAGGACCAGACUCGUGACAUUUUGACUGUCCAGACUGUGUGGUUAGCACUUAGCUGUAGCCCCGAAGUGACGGCACUGGAACGAACGAUCGCCUGAUCGGAGAUUUCAAGGACGGCGGAGUCAAUGGCGUCGCUGCUUCCGGCCGUCAUCCUCCUCCUCACGUUUGCAGCUGUUUCCGCCGUCCACGACAAGUGCGCCGCUUGCAAUGCCGUCGCGGCGGAGUUGGAGAUUGGGCUGUCCAAUGAAAAGCCCAGGAAUCAUUUAGACAUGAGGAAUCGUUUGAACUCAAAAGGGCAACGUGAAGGAAAGGUAAUUGAUUACAGGUAUUGCCCACAAUGCAUCUAGAACUAUUAUGUUUAGGAGAUAAUGCAGAAUCAUGUCCUCUGUAGAACUGAAGGAUAAGCAAAUGAAAUAGAGGCUCAGAAGGUCAGAUUUUGGUUGAUCCAUGCCCCUGCUUGAUUCAAACUUGUUGAAUUUUAAGAAUGGUGUGCUAUGUUUCAACAGAGUCAGUGAGCUGAGAGUUGUUGAGCUUUUGGAUGGGCUUUGCGACAAGAUGCAAGGUUAUACACUUGAGAAGAUAGAUUCAGGCAGACAGGAGUGGAUCAAAGUAAAUGAUUGGGACACUUUGACGACGAGUAAGUAAAUUAUAUUACACAGACGAUGAUAGGACCUUGGAAAGCCUGAAGAAUUUUCUUUAUUAUGGUGAUGGCCUUGUUGAAUUCCAACCUUCUAUCGCUUGCUCAUUCACUGGCUGCAACAAUUUUAUGAUUUUCUCAACACCUCUAUGGCCUGUGCUAUAUUUUUUUCCUCAGACAAGCAAGAAGCUCGAGCGUAUUCAAAACAGAUGUCAUCUUAUUGUGGAAGGUUACUCGAGCAAACUGAAGAUGAGGUAAGUCUUGACAUUCUUAGGUCUCGAAUUUUUUUAAUCGAAAUUGUCAUUUAAAUUUGCUUAAAACAUUUCAUGCUACUUUAUGCUUAUUACUGAUACAGUUGACAGAGUUGAUCAAGAAAGGAUCGGUUACCGCAGGAGGAGUGAGCAAGGUUCUGUGCCAAGAGUUAAGCAAGCACUGCCAAUCAAGCAUGAGACUCUUCCCACAAGUAGAAAGAAUAAAGUUCUUGCUUUCCGCCUAUCUCUUUCACUCUUUGGUUUUGCUUGUGGUUCUCAUCAGGCUGAUGUUGAUGGUCACGACGAAAAUGAGGAGCUCUGAGUUUGUUUUGGGUCAAUUAACACCAGAAGGACUAUAGCUCGAGACGUGAAAGAUAUAGAAAGGCAACUUGGCAGAAGAAACUGACAUUGGCUUGGCAUGGUUGCCUUGUUCGCGAAGCUUAGAUACCAUCCAUAGAGUUUGUAACUUGAAACAGAAAUUCGGCUUCCCUGGCUCUCUUUUGUCCACUAAUUUGUUUCAGCUGAUGAUUUGUCAUACUUGAGCUUAAUGCUUUCCUUAGUAGAGAACAUGAAGUUGGAUAAUUAUGACAACAGUACGGAAUUCAACAGGUUGUCCUUUUGGAUAAAUUCUUCAUUGGUCUUUUACUUU